Siniperca chuatsi (mandarin fish) is the source of this 1423-nucleotide messenger RNA. It is a transcript of the gene ppil6, whose product is annotated as peptidylprolyl isomerase (cyclophilin)-like 6. Bases 154 to 1038 code for a protein of 294 amino acids. The record is from RefSeq and is a predicted model, not a curated record. The transcript is spliced from 8 exons. Gene Ontology annotation, molecular function: peptidyl-prolyl cis-trans isomerase activity. Gene Ontology annotation, biological process: protein peptidyl-prolyl isomerization. Lineage: Eukaryota; Metazoa; Chordata; Actinopteri; Centrarchiformes; Sinipercidae.
UCACGAAGUCGAUCGAAGCCUGACAUUUUAACAUGAACGUCAUAAUAAAGCGCCUCGAAAUGCUUGUUGCUAUGGGUACGAGGCUCUUGUUUACGGACUUCUUUUUUCUUUUCUUUUUUUAAAACUUUUUUAGUGUGUUUUUUCUUUUCAGCCAUGGACUCAAAAAUGCACCUAGAAAUUGUUGGCUUAAUUAAAGACCGUAACUUCCAUGUUGCCAAAAGUAUUGCCGAAGGACUAAAACAAAAGUUUCCUGAGGCAUUUCUGGAUCCAAAAAUUCAACCACUACUCGAAUUCGACUGGGAGACAUAUCUGUGCAACAAGAAAAGGGAGCUGCGUGGUGAAGUGUGGCAGUACUCCAGCAGCCUGAUGUGCUUUCUGAACGGCCUUCUCCUCGGUAAUGAGAAGGAUCUUGCCAGCUGGGCCAAGAAUCAGUGGAGUUUCACUUUCACUCGGCCGCAGGCUUUCUAUAUGGCUCUCACUGAGGACUACUACACUAAACACCUCCAGAAAACUGGGCAUCAGUUUGUCUUCAUGGACAUAGAGAUAGCAGGAGAGGCCGCGGGGAGGUUAUUGUUUGAGCUGUUCUCCGAUGUUUGUCCAAAAACAUCAAAGAACUUUGAGGCUCUGUGCACAGGAGAGCGAGGUCUGUCGCAGAGCGGCCUCCCACUUUGCUACAAGGGCUCUGUGUUUCAUCGUGUGGUGCCCAACGGCUGGGUUCAAGGUGGAGCAGAUAUUUCUCCAGAAAGGAAAGGUAAUGCAGGGGAGUCAAUCUACGGAGCAACUUUUGAAGAUGAGAGCUUUGCCGUGUCCCACACUAAACGGGGCACUCUAGGAAUGGCCAAUAAGGGUCCACACAGCAAUGGAUCCCAGUUCUACAUCACCCUGCAGCCAACACCCUGGAUGGACAGGACCUACGUUGCCUUUGGUCAAGUGGUUGAGGGUGUCGACGUCCUCAGGAGAUUAGAAGGGGCUCCGACUUGCAAUGAACGACCCAAGUAUGAAUGUAAAGUUACAGAUUGUGGAGUGUUUAAGUUUUAGCACCUACACAUUCAUUAUUGAUGUCUUAUUUAAUCUUCCCAAUGUUUGUCAUGUAGUAAAAUUUUGCUUUUCCACAAAACUGUUGUAUUUAUUUGUAAUUUGAAAUUUUGUGUUUAUACUUUGCAUGACUCAGAUAAAAUACGUUUAGUGUCCUUGUCAACUAUCAUUUCAUCAUUCUUAAGGGGUUCCACAUCAAUUAAUAUGUGUAUGAGAGAGAGAUAAGAAAGAGAAAGUUACAUUUAAUGUGUUUAUCCACAAAAUACUUACAGGUAGAACCAGCAAUAUGUCAUUCUGUAUUGAGUAUACAUGCAGCAGCCCAGCGUAAACCUGUGCAGGUGCUGAAAUGCAAACACAACGCUGAAAAUAAAGUGGGACGAACUGACAA